Messenger RNA from Cryptotermes secundus, 7083 nucleotides. RefSeq names its product multiple C2 and transmembrane domain-containing protein (gene Mctp). The transcript is spliced from 21 exons. Gene Ontology annotation, cellular component: synaptic vesicle membrane. NCBI's taxonomy places the organism in Eukaryota, Metazoa, Arthropoda, Insecta, Blattodea, Kalotermitidae. Gene Ontology annotation, biological process: regulation of neurotransmitter secretion. Gene Ontology annotation, molecular function: calcium ion binding. Bases 355 to 3243 code for a protein of 962 amino acids. The record is from RefSeq and is a predicted model, not a curated record.
UCCUUCGCACGUCUUCGUCUCCUUGACAGCGGAAUGAUCCGUUCUGUGCCUCAGUGCUCUGUAAACAUGGUUAUCUUGCAUAACGUGUUUUGACUUUGUGUCGUGUACCGCUACAUGUAGCUGAGUGUGGCUGGUUAGAGUUAGGUUAGCACAGUACAGUCGGAAAUUGUACUGUAUAGAACUAGAGUGUUUUGAUUGUGUUGUACGUGCAAACGUUUUUUUAAGAGUGUUACAGAAAUGCUAUCGCGGUGGUAUGGUGGAUAUGGCUGUUCAUUCUCUUACGUCGAUUGCUGCUGUAUUGUCAGUACACGUGGCGCUGACUUCUGCAUCCUCUGCACCCUCUUCACCCUCUGAAUGAUAACGGCUAUGGAUACAGGCGAUCCGCCGGCGGAAAGGUCCCGACUAAAUGUGGGCUCAGGGGAUCCUCAACAAGGUGGCUUAAUCGGAAGACAUCUCUCCAAGUCCGCUUCAGAUUUAAGUACAUCCCAACGCGAUGACCAUGACAAGGUCGGUGAACGGUCAGCGUUGGCUCAGACCUCGACAACACAAGCUCAUUCCACAUCCAACGUACCCCAAGUCACGCACAAGGCGCAUCACAGUUUCUUCAGCACACUCAAGAUCCGAUGGGCCGCACGCACUGGGAGUAGGAGCAAGGAAAGGCGAGCGUGGCGUAAAGACAACCAGGAGGCGCAGGGUCAGGACUGUGUGGACCAUCAGACUCUGCAGGGGGAGCCGCGCCUCCGGAGGGACAGCACCACGGACUACGCCGCAGACAAUUCGUCGGAGCACAGUAGCACAGCCACACCGCUCACACAGUCCCCCCGACACAGAGUUCUCAACGUACAACACGAUUGUUCUCCAGUCCGUCGACCGCCGUCCGCCGCCGAAAUGGCAUCCGGGGAUUCCCCGAAACUCCAAAUCAGAACCAUGGUCAGUGGAGACCCCGCUAGCAGGACAGCAGCUGCCACACAUUUUACUACCACAACGACCACCGCUCCACAGGAACUUGCUAUGCCUGCUGUUGUCGACGAGAUGACCCGGAAACGGGAGUCGUCACUGCGUCAACAUUCGUUCUUUGAGCUGCGCGUUCAUCUCCGACGCGGCGUCAACCUGGUGGCCAGGGACAAGGGCGGUACAAGCGACCCAUACGUAAAAUUCAAAGUGGGCGGUCAGCUGCUGUACAAGUCUAAGACCAUCUACAGGGACCUGAAUCCAAUAUGGGAUGAAAGUUUUACGUUACCCAUUGAAGACCCUUUCAUGCCAGUCCAUAUUAAGGUGUUUGAUUACGACUGGGUGCUGCAGGACGACUUCAUGGGCUCCGCUUUCCUGGACCUCACCAAGUUGGAGCUUGGCAAAUCUUCCGAUAUAACUCUGACCCUGUGUGAUCCCGCAAAGUCUGAAUACCUUGGGGAAAUUCAUCUCUCGGCGACCCUCUGGCCACGCUCUCAGGAAGACAAAGAUCAGACAACCAAUAUUAAUUUGAGGAAACAGUAUUUCCAACGCAAUACAAAACUAUGUGAUGUAAACCGGAGACUGAAGAGUCAGAUAUGGAGUUCGGUAGUCACCAUUGUGCUAGUGGAAGGAAAGAACCUGCUUCCUAUGGACAUCGAUGGUUUCAGUGAUCCAUAUGCCAAGUUUAGAUUGGGAAAUGAAAAGUACAAGAGUAAGGUUGUAUAUAAGAGUUUGAGUCCCAGCUGGCUGGAACAGUUUGACUUGCACCUGUAUGAUGAUCAGUCACAAGAGUUGGAAGUUACGAUUUGGGACAAAGAUAGGUCCAGAGAUGAUUUUAUGGGCAGAUGCAUUAUUGAUUUAUCUCAUCUGGAACGAGAGAAGACUCAUAGAAUAUGGCAAGACCUGGAAGAAGGAGCAGGCUCCAUCUUUCUGUUGCUUACUAUCAGCGGCACCACAGCGUCAGAGACAAUUUCUGACUUGACAACUUAUGAGGAGAAUGUUCGUGAACGUGAAAUAUUAGAGAAACGUUAUGCCUUCCUUCAUACUCUCCAUAACCUUCGGGAUGUUGGUCACCUGACUGUGAAGGUGUUCCGAGCACAAGGACUAGCAGCAGCUGAUCUGGGGGGCAAGUCGGAUCCCUUCUGUGUAUUGGAACUGGUGAAUGCUCGCCUUCAGACCCAAACAGAAUACAAGACCCUAACACCAUCAUGGCAGAAGAUAUUCACAUUCAAUGUGAAGGAUAUCAACUCAGUUCUUGAGGUGACAGUGUAUGAUGAAGAUAGAGAUCACAAAGUGGAGUUCCUAGGAAAAGUGGCUAUUCCGUUGUUGAGGAUUCGUAAUGGUGAAAAGAAGUGGUACUCCCUCAAAGAUAAGAAGCUGCAUGGCAGGGCAAAAGGCAAUUGUCCACAGAUACUGCUGGAAAUGACUGUGCUUUGGAAUCCUAUUCGUGCCUCCAUAAGGACAUUGAAUCCAAAAGAGGAGAAAUAUAUGCAAACUGAAGUGAAGUUUAAACGCCAAGUGUUUGUAAGGAAUGUACUGAGGCUAAAAGCUAUUAUUAUGUUUUUUAUUGAUCUUGGAAAGUUUAUUCAGAGUUGCUUUGAAUGGGAGUCCACACCUCGCAGUAUCGUAGCAUUUGUGAUGUUCAUAGUGCUGUGCUACUACUUUGAGCCAUACAUGAUACCAAUAGCACUGCUCCUUGUCUUCCUCAAAUACUAUGUAGUGCAUGUUUUAUACAAGGAUAGCAUUUCCAACAUUAUUCACCAUCUUAUUUUCAAUCUAAACAGUAAAUGGAAAGUUGGAAAGGUUUUAUCUCUGACUGGUGGCUGGAGUGUUCAUGAUGAAGAAGAGGAACCCCUUGGGGAUGAAGAUGAUGAUGAGGAGGAUAAGGAUAAGGAAGAAAAAAAGAGUUUAAAGGAACGCCUUCAAGCCAUACAGGAAGUGACACAAAGUGUUCAAAAUUCAAUUGGUUAUAUUGCCUCUCUUGGAGAAAGUAUUAAAAACACAUUCAACUUUACAGUGCCGUACCUCAGUGCUCUGGCAAUUCUCUUGCUGUUAGCUGGAGCUGUAGUUCUCUAUCUCGUGUCUGUCCGUUACCUCAUUAUGGCAUGGGGAGUGAACAAGUUUGCUCGCAAACUUGUUCGUCCACACACUGUCCCCAAUAAUGAAGUACUGGAUCUCCUCUCCAGGGUACCAGAUGAUGAAGAUUUGUUAGCCUUCAGAGAACUGAAGCCUCACCCAACAACAGAUGUUGAUCGGAAACGGGAUCAGAAGAAAAAGCACAAAAUGUCCUAGUGAAGGUGGACAUAAUUUACCAGAGUUGUUCCCAGAUAGUUGAUGAACAGUUGAGAUGCUAAAAGCUGUCUGCAAGAAGCACAGUGGUUCAGUACUUUGUGGCUCAUGACAUUGAUGCAGCAGUCAGUUAAGGACAAUACAUACUUCCUUCUAGUCAUCAAGUGAGUAAUGAUUGUGGUUCCUGACGUAAACACGUUGGAGCAAUGGAGUAGUUGAGUUCUUCAUUUUAUAUGGUAUACAUUUAAGUAAAAGUACACCAAAGCCCUGUUACACAUGUUGUCUUUUUUAGAUGAGAAUGGAGAAAAGCAUAUUCUUUUAAAACUGCAGUAAUGUGUAAAUAUAUGACUACAUGAUCUCUAUAUUACAAAGAAUGAAGUCUGUUGUACAGUAAACAGGAGCCCCAUGCUUACUAUUAUUUUGCUGGAUGACUUUGUUCAUUUCCAUACUUCCAUUUCCAGAACUUAAUACGUAUAUGUAUGAAAAUCACUGUUAUUCUACUUUGAUUCUACAAGUGUAUUUUUACCUUUUAUCUCUUCAUAUAUGUACUUGGUGGUGCUUAGUGGUAUUUUGUACACUUGUUCAUUUAUAUUUUGGGUCUUCUUGUUGAUCAGAAUUAUUCUUCCUGUCUUGUGAUGUGACUAUAAUCUCUCCCCCUGGUAAUGGAUUUAAUCAUGGUUUUGUGCAUAUUUUAUCAAAAUUUUCUCAUAUUAAUGAAGCCACAUGACUUUGAUAAUAUUAUAAUAAUUCGUGUAUCCAAAAUCUAAUGUACACAAUUUUGCACAAAAUACAUUCUUUGCAGUAAGAAUGUGUGGAUAUGUAUUUAAGCAAUUGAAGAGCAAAGCAGUCAACACCAUCUCUCUCAUAUUGUUAAACAUUCAGAGAAUUUUGCUGUUUGUAAUUAUUAUGUGUCUUCCUAUUUCAUCAGUGUUCAUUUAGCUGAAGUUCCCAUGAAUAACUUAAUGUGUGUACAUUUGUGCGUGUGUUGUCCUAAAGCUCCUACAUUCAAAGCCUAUUUAUAUAGAUUACAUUUUUGCUGCAGUUUUCUUAAGUUACUCCAAAUGAAUAGGAUGUGAGGAAGGUUUGAAGCUGGAAUGGAGGCAGACAUAGGACACUGGAGGAUAAAGCAAGCAAAUGUAUUUGUAAAUGUUCAUCAAAGUGUCAGUAUACUAUAACAUGGCAUAAGUUUUGCAUUUGUGUAUAGUGGCUUUUUAACUUUUAAAGUGUUCAAACUGCAGGUGUGGAAGGUGUUGCUUUUACCAAUUUUGGAUGAAGUCUUACUGACGUUUUUACAUUAAAAAAGUAAAUUUUUUGGAGUAUUCAUCUUGUCACAGGGAUUUGCUCAGGAACUUCUUGCAUUUAAAAGUAUUUAGAUAUUGGAACAUCCUAAUAAAUGCACAGUUUAUGAAAAUGUUAUGAUUCUGUAUGACUCUUAAUGUAUGACAGUGUUAGACUUGUAUCAUGUUCCACAACUUCUUUUUAGAAGUCUUGAGUUUAAUAUGUAUUUUCUUCUUCAGUGAUUUUAAAUUAUGCACUAAAUUGAGCACUGCUUCUUAGUAGGAAUGUGAAUGACUCAGUGAAUGUAGUUGGUAUAUAUUGUUCUUAGAAAACCAUGGAGUUCAAGAGUUUGAAACGGUUCAUGUAAAAUAAUGAAAAGUAAAUGUAUCUAAUUCAUAAUAUUCAGACACUGUUAGAGUGGGUCUUUAGGUAUUGUAGAGAUAGGCUUAUUUUCAUUUAUUCCAUUUAGUCCACCAUUAUCUCAUUGUUACCAACAUCAUCAGUGCUUGCUGACAUCAGUGAUAUUAUUACACACUCUUCACGCCAGUUUAUUUUGAAGUUACAUAAAACUUACAUUGAUAUUAUCACAAGUCCCUGUGUUAUGGAAGGGAUGGGCUCUUGAAGAUGUAUAUCACCAAAUUCUGUAAUGUCAAACCUGUUUCUCAAUUGACUCACAUGUGGUGAGUGGAGAUGUGUUCCUUUGGAGAUUUUUUCAGUCCAUAGCUAUAAUAAAAACAUGCAUUUUUACCCAUCAGAAAUAAUAAUAGGUACACAAAAUAAAUAUAAACAUUUGAGCUUUAUUUACCAAAGGUUUUGAUAGGUUAUAUUGAGGGAGUUGGAGGCUUAGGACUGUUACUUGUACUCACAUCUGCCUCAUCAUGAUAAUCAGCAUCUCCUUCUACCUCAGUUCUAAUAACAAACAAACAAACAAACAAUAAAAAACGAAAAGACUUCUCCUUAUAUGGCCAUUUGUAGCAGUUCAUGGCACCAUGUAGUGCUUUUGCAAUUUUCAGGCUACAUUCAUUUUGUUCAUUGCAGCACUGACAUGUGUGCUUAUGACAGUUGCCAGCUUCAUAUCCUGCUAUGUCACUAAUGCAUGCACAUAGGCAAUCUGAAUUUUGUAACAAAUAAUCAUGUUUCAAAAAAUAAUUUGGGCCGAAUUUAUUGUUGUUUUACAUUUUGUGUUAAAAAAUUCAGUAUUUGUCCCAAAUUUCCAUAAGGGUAGAAUUUAUUAACCAAAAUGUCCAUAAAGCAUUAGCAUGUUGUAUAGUGUUUUCUGUGCCUGCCUUUCUCAGAACUUCACUUCAGAUCGUUUAUAGCAUUAAGCGGCUAACAAAGCUGAAAUUUGUGAUGAUGGUGUAUUAAUACAGUUACUGAGUUUUUGUACAUUAUCCAUUGUCAUGCGUUUUAUUUAAAAACAACGUUUUUGGAGAUUGGAUUCUGUCUCCAUCCUCAGGAAAAAGCCUACUCGGUUUGGCCCAGUCGAUAAAGCUGAUCCCUAUCUCUGAUCACCAGCACCAAUACAAGACAGGAUGUGCAAACCAAACACAACAUAAACCACCAGCCUUGCAGCUAUGGCCAUGCAUAAUUUAAUGACCAUUGUCUGUAACAUCAGAGUACUAUCAAAAUAGAAGCCAGCACUUAAAGAGACAAAUUCUGUGUAGUGCCAACAUAAAAGCACAACUUUUCCACAUAAUAUACACUGGACAGGGUUGUAAUUUUCUAACUUCUUCUGCAGUAAUUGUAGUCCAUAUGAUAGAGAUGUCCAAGCCGGGUUGAUUGAUCACAUGAUCUGCCAGAGAGACGUGGGCGGAUUCCUUGUGUUUCCUGUAGGUGGUGUUCAGGUUAGUCUGCAGGACCUUCACUUUUUUCCAACAUAUUUUAUGGCCUUCUUCAUGUAGAUGUUGGGGUAAUGUUGAUUUUUUAAGGAGACCUUGGGUCAGAUUAUAUUUUGUUCCUUAAUGUGUAUGUCUGAAGAUCUGCUUGUUUUGCUGAUGUAACAUCUACCACAAUCAACAUGGGAUACCAUACACACACUGCUUCGUCUUCUGGGCAUCUAUCACUGGUCCAGUUUUCAUCAGUGUCCAAAGGAGUGUGUGUUUCAUUUUUAAAAUGGUCCUGACAUUGAAAUGAUUCCCAGUAUAUCUGAAUUUCUCUUAAAUACUCCUAACAUAAGGAAUAAUGACUGUGCCAUGAUAUAUUAUGUCUGAAAAAGGACGGUUGCUUCUCGCUGCCUUCUUAAGGAGUCAAUGAAUUGUUGUAUUACAGCCUUCUGAUCCUGACAUAUGACCUUGGCUGUACUGAUCAAGCUAUGAAUGACUCCUCUUUUAUGUGGUAUGGGUGUUGGACUUGAAAUGUAGACAAUGGCCUGUAUGAGUAGGUUUUCUGUAUACUUUUAUAGCUAAUUUAGAACCCCUCUUAAUGACCAAGGCGUCCAAGAAAGGAAGAGUAUCAUAAACUUCCACUUCCAUUGUGAAUUUGAUGGUAUGUCUAAGGCUGUUGAGGUGCUGAAGAAAUUGCUGCAAUCUUACAGGUCCACUCCCAUUGAUGGUUUAUGUUGUUUUU